GUUAGGUGGGUAGAGAGAGAAAGGGAGAACUCUUUUAUUUGUGGAAUCCCUAGACAGAGAACGUCCAGAGAGAGAGAGGAGAGAGAGAGAGACAGAGAGCACCUUCAAAAUUGCAGCUGCUCAUCUCCGAAUCCUUUGUUCAAUUAUUUGAGAGCUUCCAUUUCAGCAGAGGGUCCUAUUAGCAGUCAAAGGAAAGAUGUUGGGUGUCAUCAGACAUAAAGCUCUCUCGGGAGGUGUUGUUUCUUCUUUGGCCAAUGGGCAAUCAAUGCAAAGGAUCAUACCUGGAAUUGGUUUUCUAUCAAAAAGUUUUUCCAGUGGUGCCAAAGAGAUGACAGUGCGAGAGGCUCUAAACUCUGCACUUGAUGAGGAAAUGUCUGCUGAUCCAAAAGUGUUUUUGAUGGGUGAAGAGGUUGGAGAGUACCAAGGGGCUUACAAGAUCAGCAAAGGUCUUUUAGAGAAGUAUGGUCCUGAGAGGGUUCUUGACACUCCAAUUACUGAGGCUGGGUUUACUGGUAUUGGUAUUGGUGCGGCUUAUUAUGGACUUCGACCGGUGGUAGAGUUUAUGACAUUCAACUUCUCCAUGCAGGCUAUUGACCACAUUAUCAAUUCUGCUGCAAAAUCAAAUUACAUGUCUGCUGGUCAAUUAUCUGUACCUAUGGUCUUCAGAGGGCCCAACGGUGCAGCUGCUGGAGUUGGUGCUCAACACUCACAGUGCUAUGCAUCUUGGUAUGCUUCCUGUCCAGGCUUAAAAGUGUUGUCUCCUUACUCCUCGGAGGAUGCUCGAGGCCUGUUGAAAGCUGCUAUUAGAGACCCAGAUCCCGUUGUUUUCCUUGAAAAUGAGCUACUGUAUGGUGAAUCGUUUCCUGUAUCUGCAGAAGCUCUGGAUUCCAGUUUUACCCUUCCAAUUGGGAAGGCGAAGAUAGAACGUGAAGGAAAGCAUGUUACUAUUACAGCUUUUUCAAAGAUGGUUGGCUAUGCACUGAAGGCCGCUGAUAUACUUUCCAAGGAAGGAAUUAGUGCUGAGGUCAUAAAUCUCCGGUCAAUAAGGCCAUUAGAUAGAAAUACUAUCAAUGCUUCUGUCAGGAAAACCAAUAGAUUAGUUACUGUGGAGGAAGGAUUCCCACAACAUGGAGUUGGAGCUGAAAUUUGCACCUCAGUCAUUGAGGAAAGCUUCGAGUACCUCGAUGCCCCUGUGGAGAGAAUUGCAGGGGCUGAUGUUCCCAUGCCUUAUGCAGCAAAUCUAGAGAGGAUGGCUGUUCCUCAGAUUGAGGAUAUUGUCCGUGCAGCAAAGCGGGCAUGCUACAGAUCUGUUCCCAUGGCUGCAGCUGCUUAAACUCGAAACGUUGGCCAUUCUUUGAUUGCUUGUUGCUUUUUGGGGAAUCAAAUUUGAUCAGGCGCCAUCUUUGAAUUAUGCAAAAAAAGAAAAAGAAAAAAAAGGAGAUAAUCCGCCUCUUGGCCUGUACUGGUUUUUGUUUUUCAGGUAGAUGGCUUUUAAGUUUCAGGAAUAUAUAACAUUUGUUUGCUUGAGAAGCAGCAGAGGGAGUUGGGGUGACUCUUGACUUGUAUAUCCUAUGCACAUGGUGGUUUUCAACUUUUACCAUUUUCAUUCAUGGUUCGAUUCUAAUAAAGUUCUAUAUGAUCAUGCUAUUUGGUCUCA
Messenger RNA from Amborella trichopoda, 1657 nucleotides. RefSeq names its product Transketolase family protein (gene MAB1). Gene Ontology annotation, cellular component: pyruvate dehydrogenase complex. NCBI's taxonomy places the organism in Eukaryota, Viridiplantae, Streptophyta, Magnoliopsida, Amborellales, Amborellaceae. Gene Ontology annotation, molecular function: pyruvate dehydrogenase (acetyl-transferring) activity. The record is from RefSeq and is a predicted model, not a curated record. Gene Ontology annotation, biological process: pyruvate decarboxylation to acetyl-CoA.